CAAUAGACAAAAAUCAAAUGUCCAUUAACUUUAUAUUCAUGUUUUCUAUUGUUUUCUCGUUGUUCUCCUUUUACUCGGCGUCAAAUUGAUUGUUAUUUUGUUGGUUAUUACGUGUGCGCACUAAUCGCCACAGUUUAUUUGUUAUUAUUGUUUCGUGGGCGCUUUUCACCAACAGUUAUAUAAAAACAUUUUUACUUAAAUCUAGUAAUAGGUAGCGGCUGACCGAACUUUGUCAUAAUGCCAAUUAAGAUAAUCAUCAUCGGGGCUGGAGUUGGUGGUACGGCUGCAGCUGCUAGGCUAAGCAAAAAAGGAUUUGAUGUAAAAGUUUACGAAAAAAAUUCAUAUAAUGGUGGAAGAUGUUCAAUAAUAAACCAAAAUGGACAUCGAUUUGAUCAAGGUCCAUCAUUAUACUUGAUGCCGAAAAUUUUCGAAGAAACAUUUGAAGAUUUGGGAGAAGACAUUAAUGACCACAUCGAAUUAUUGAAAUGUCCAUCUAAUUAUAGCGUACAUUUUCAUGAUGGAAAACAGUUUGAACUUACCACUGAUUUGGCUAAACUAUCUCGUUCAUUAGAAAGAUAUGAAGGCAGUAACGAAUCUACGUUGAUUAACUUCUUAAAAUUUUUAAAAGAAUCUCACGUGCAUUAUCAGAGAAGCGUUAAGGUUGCACUCAAAACAGAUUUUCAGCAUUGGUAUAACGUUUUUCAUCCGAAACUUUUAUCAGACGUAAUACAACUACAUAUUUUGGAUACCAUUUACAACAGAGCAUGUAAAUAUUUUAAAAGCGAUUACAUGAGAAAAGCUUUCACAUUUCAAGCUAUGUACUUAGG
Molecule: messenger RNA, 827 nt
Organism: Sipha flava (yellow sugarcane aphid)
Lineage: Eukaryota; Metazoa; Arthropoda; Insecta; Hemiptera; Aphididae
Product: phytoene desaturase-like
Exons: 2
Source: RefSeq, a predicted model, not a curated record